CAAGUUGGCAGGCCCGCGUGCCAGCUGCUGAAAUUUGUUAAUUGAAAAAAGGAUUGCAAAAAUGCCACGGGAGAGAAAUAAACUGAAUUACUAAGCCAACUAAAAGUAAAUCGACGAAAUCUCACUCGGGGCGAAAUGGAUAGACGACAGAGGGAGCUGGAGGAGCUGGUGUCCAGCCAGAAGGAGCAACUGGGCCGCUAUGAGAAGCGACUGAAAGACGUGGUCACUGCCUACAAGGGUCUGUUGAAGGAGAAGGAGGCACUGGAGACGAGUCUAGCGGCGCAUGCGGAGGCCACGGCAGUGGGCGAGUCCGGAUCGCCAGCCAGGCAGGUGGAGUCACAAAACACCAGCACAGACUCUGGGGAUGGAGCAGCCGAGGGUGCUGUAGCGGGUCCUCCUGCUCCGCCGGCCGAAGGCCAACUACAGACCCAAAUUAUCACCCUGAUGAACUCGCUGGCCACUCUUUCCGCUGAGAAAUCCCGCAUGGAGGCUUCGUUUCAGGCUGAUAAAAAACAAUUGCGCAGCCAAAUCGCCCAGAAGGAGCAGACCAUUCAGGAGCUUCAUGUGCGCUCCAAAGAGCAGGCAGCACGGGCCAAAGGCGACGUGGACGAGGUCAAGGCCAAGUGGAUUGUGGAGCGACAGGAGCGCGAGAAGGAGACCAACAACCAAAUGCUCAUGAUCCGCGAACUGCAGAAGCUCUAUGCGGACGAGCGCCAUCUGAAGGACAACAUCGAGAUGCAGCUAAACAACUUUAAGACCCAGUUCGCCAGCAACGAAGCUGAAAACAGCCGACUGCGCGAACUGCAAUCCCAACUGAAGGAGGCUCGCUCCCAGCUGAAACAGUUCCAGACCAAGGCAGAGCACUCGGCAGCAGCGUCAGCGAGUGCGGACAGCGCUGCUCUCCUUCAGCAGGUGCGCCUGGAGAUGCAGCAGCUAAAGGAGCAACAUUCAGUGGCCAUUCGCCAGGAACAGCGACGGGUCUUGCGGGCAGAGGAACAGAGUCGCAGACAGGCGGCGCUGCACGAGGAUCGCGUGGCCAGUCUGGAGGCACGCCUAGCGGAGCUCAGCACCACGGUGGGCAGCUACGAUCGGCUGCGUCAGCAAGAUCAGGACAGCAUCCAUGAUUUAAAGCAGCAGCUGCAGGAUCUGGAGCAGGCACACGUGCGUCCUACAACCAAUUUAAGGGCGCUGAACGAAGACGUGGACGUAGCCACCCUGGUUGACGAGAUGGUACGCUUGAAGAAAUUGCUCACCAAUGCCAAUGCCCGUUCUGCCAAUCCUCUGGAUCUCGGCGAGAUCCUAUCACUUAGCGGCCAAACAGCAACACGAGUCGAAAGUCACGCGCACUGCGAGCAGCAGCUGCAGGGAGUGCAGCAAAUGCUAGAGGCAUCCAAGCAGCAGCGACAACUACUCGAACAGAAAGUGCAGCUGCAGCACUCGCACAUCCAAACGCUGCAGGAGAAGGUGCAGGUGCUCAAUCGCAACAUUGACGAAGCGGAAGUCGAACUAAAACAGCAGGGCGAAAAGCUGCGCUUGGCAUUGAAGAACGAGCGAACCAAGUGGCAGGAAGCCAAGGCUGAACUGGAGAACGAGACCCGCUGCAAGUUGAACGAGCUGGAACAGCUAUUGCAGAAGCAGCGCCAGCGGUCACUGCAGCUUCUUGAUGAGAAGGAGCAGGAGAUCAAGACACUGCAGACCUCCUUCGAGGUCUUUCAUUCGGCCAGCGGUGUAGGCAGCACGCUGGCCACACCCACACUGGAAGCAGGUGCAGACUCCUUCCACUACUCCUCCGACACCGACAGCGUGGAGGGCGAGCAGCGGGAAAGGAAGCUGAAGGUGCGCUCCAAGAAAAUGUCCAUGGGCGAGAACUGUCACAUGCUGCACUACGCCAACGAGUUGGCGCGCAAGGACAUCGAAAUCACCACGCUGCGGAAAGCCAAGUACGCCGCUGAGUCGACGCUGCGGAAGGCGAUUCAGGACAAGGUUACAUCUCAGCAGGAAAUGCACGAGAAGAUCGAGUGCCUGGAGGAGCAGGUGGACAGACUCGAACGUUGCAAGACGCGCGAGGGUGCCAAUCUGGAGUACCUGAAGAACGUUAUUAUCAGCUACAUUGUUACCCGAGACGCAGACGGCAAGCGUCACAUGCUGAACGCCAUCUCGGCGGUACUACAGUUCACCACCGCAGAGAUGCAGGCGAUCAACGCAUCAUUCCAGAAGAAAUAACAUUCGUAUUUUGUUUAACAAUCAUGUGCAACAUAUUUAAGUCCCUAAAAUCGAAA
Molecule: messenger RNA, 2279 nt
Organism: Drosophila santomea
Lineage: Eukaryota; Metazoa; Arthropoda; Insecta; Diptera; Drosophilidae
Gene: GCC88
Product: GRIP and coiled-coil domain-containing protein 1
Exons: 3
Coding region: 136-2223 (695 amino acids)
Cellular component (GO): Golgi apparatus
Source: RefSeq, a predicted model, not a curated record